This is a messenger RNA of Varanus komodoensis (Komodo dragon), 3964 nucleotides long. RefSeq names its product sodium channel epithelial 1 subunit beta (gene SCNN1B). Gene Ontology annotation, cellular component: membrane. Gene Ontology annotation, biological process: sodium ion transmembrane transport. Gene Ontology annotation, molecular function: ligand-gated sodium channel activity. NCBI's taxonomy places the organism in Eukaryota, Metazoa, Chordata, Lepidosauria, Squamata, Varanidae. The transcript is spliced from 14 exons. Bases 11 to 2182 code for a protein of 723 amino acids. The record is from RefSeq and is a predicted model, not a curated record.
CCCUCGGUGGAUGGGUGGCUGCUCCCUCUUCCCUCCUGCAGCACCCUUUGAGUCGAAGCGGCAAGGGCUGAAGCUCCAGACAGCAAUGGAUCCACACACCCUUGCAGGAGAAUCUGGGAGCGCUGCAGACUCCCCAAUGAGCCUGAAGAAGUACUUGGUGCGGGCUCUGCAUCGCCUCCAGAAGGGCCCCGGCUACACCUACCGGGAGCUGCUGGUCUGGUACUGCGACAACACCAACACCCACGGGCCCAAGCGCAUCAUCCGGGAGGGCCCCAAGAAGAAGGUCGUCUGGUUCUUCCUGACGCUGCUCUUCGCCUCCCUGGUCUUCUGGCAGUGGGGCAUCCUGAUCAACACGUACCUGGCUUACAACGUCACAGCCUCCCUGGCCAUCGGCUUCAAGACCAUGACCUUCCCCGCCGUGACCAUCUGCAAUGCAAGCCCCUUCCGGUAUUCGAAGGUGAGGCCCUUCCUGAAGGACUUGGACGACCUCAUCGAGGCAGCCCUGCAGCGGAUCCUGCAGCCCGGCCCCGAGAGCGGGGGAGCGCCCCCCCCAGCCAAUGCCAGCAAGGGGCUCAACCUGCAGCUGUGGAACCAGCUCCCCUUGGUGGUGAUCGACCAGGGCCAGGAGGGCCCUCCGGCCGUCCUGGACAUUCUCGGGAACGGCUCUGCCAGCCCCGGGGGGGCCCCCCGCUUCGCCUCUUUCGCAGCUCCAGAAGGAGGGAGGUACAAGCUGGCGCUGAAGCUGUGCUCCGACAAUGGCUCCCGCUGCACCUACCGGAACUUCACCAGCGCCGCCCAGGCGGUGAGCGAGUGGUACGCCCUGCAGUCCACCAGCAUCUUGUCUCGGCUGCCCGUGAGCGAGAGGGUCGCGAUGGGCUACCGGGCGGAGGACAUGGUCCUGGCCUGCCUGUACGGGGCCGAGCCGUGCAGCCACAGAAACUUCACCCACCUCUACCAUCCAGACCACGGCAACUGCUACGUCUUCAACUGGGGCAUGGACAAGGAGCUGCUCAUCUCCUCCAACCCUGGGGCAGAGUUUGGACUGAAGAUCAUCCUGGACAUCAGCCAGCAGGACUACAUCCCGUUCCUCACCACAACCGCCGGGGCCCGGCUGAUGCUGCACAAGCAGAGGAGCUUCCCGUUCCUGAAUGACCAGGGCAUCUACGUGAUGUCCGGCACCGAGACUUCCAUCGGCAUCCUGGUGGAUGAACUUGAGCGGAUGGGCAGGCCCUACAGUGAGUGCACCAUGAACGGGUCAGACGUACCUGUCAAGAAUCUGUACGAAGACUACCCUGUCUCUCAGGGCGAAGCGAGGCUGUCCGAGCCCUGUGCCGGUUGCACGGCUGACCCCAGCGGGACUGGCCAGCACAAGGUGCUGUACUCCAUCCAGGCCUGCCUGCGCUCCUGCUUCCAAGCCCAGAUGGUCCAGCACUGCAGGUGCGCCCACUACUCCUUUCCUCUGCCCCGAGGUGCCGAGUACUGCAACAGCGAAGACCACCCGGACUGGGCGUAUUGUUAUUCCGCCCUGCGUGUGAGUCUGGACCACCGACAGGUGUGCAUCCAGUCCUGUAAGGAGACCUGCAACAACACCCAGUACAAGAUGACCAUUUCCAUGGCGGACUGGCCAUCCGAAGCAUCUGAGGACUGGAUCUUCCACAUCUUAUCCUAUGAAAGGGAUGCCUCAACCAAUGUGACUCUGGACAGAAACGGGAUCAUCAAGCUGAACAUUUAUUUCCAGGAAUACAACUACCGAACCAUCUCGGAGGCGGCGGCCACGACUAUUGUGUCACUUCUCUCCAAUCUGGGUGGCCAGUUCGGCUUCUGGAUGGGAGGGUCAGUGCUGUGCCUGAUUGAGUUUGGGGAGAUUCUCAUUGACUUCUUGUGGAUCACGGUGUUGAAGCUCAUUGCAUGGGCCAAGGGGCUGAAGCGGAGGCGCACCCAGAGCGCAGGCCCUGAUGCGAUUCCCUCUGUGUCUGGGAAAAUGGAGGCCCACUCCAACCUGGGCUUCCAAAGCGAAGAGGCCGAGGGCACUCUUGCGCAUGAGGAUUUGGUCAUUGCGGAAGCGAUGUCAGAACCCGGGACCCCUCCGCCCAAGUACGACUCCCUCCGGCUGGCGCACCUGCACCUCUCAGACCUCGACAGCGAUGGAGACGCUUCUGUGGAUGGCUUCAACGCCACUUAAUGCAAGAUGCAGCCACAGUGGCACAGCUUUCUGCACCAUUUCAUCCCCAACUGGACAGUGCCGGCCAGCUUUCCAGGUCCUUGGCUGGCUCAAGGUCAAGCAUCAAACAAUUGCCUCGGAAACAACGCUUCUUCACCUAACCCAGACGGACCGACCCUGGUGGAUGGAGGCCUGCCCAAGCUGUCGCUGGACACAGGUUUGCGUGUGAAAAAUAGCCUGGCCACCAGGCUUGCCUGGCCAGGCCUUGAAGCAUUUCACUUACACUGUGGCCCUUGGCAUGUGCUAGGACAUACAUGCGCUUGACGUGCCCUUUUGAGGGAGGGCCGGGCCACCUCCCCUCCCCCACCAGGGGACGUGGUCUCCAAGCGUCUUCGGAGGAGACUGCCUGCACCCUUUGGCUGCGACGGCCCCAGUCCUUCAUGGAGGAAGAACCUGUUGGCGCAGCAAAGUAAGAGCAGCCAAGCUCCCGGGCGACUGGGUCCUCGCUUGCUGCGAGGCCUCGCCCCGCCAGCCUGGGCUCAUUUCGUUAACUGUUCCGCCAUCACGCUCCACACCUCCUCUCAGACCCUCCCAGCGGUGUCGAAGGCCACGAGGCGAACCACAAAAGGGAUGAAACCCGAGCGGUCCCUGCUUCUUGGAACCGGCUCUUGCUUCAGGGCUGCAUUAUUGCACCGGCAAUGUGGUGGAUGCGUGCUAGGCCAAGAACCCAUCUGGGCGCCGGUGAAGAAGCUGGGCCAGCUGCACCAUUUCAAAGCACAUUUCCUGGGAUGAAGCCAGCUUGAUUUGGGAAUCAUGUUGCCGCUUUCCCUGCCAGCACGGACAAAGACCUUCACGGGACUAGUUUGGCCUGCAGAAACCUCCCCUGCUUUGCACAGGCAAAUCUGAUGCACUAUUUUCAUACUUAAAUCUGUCCCUUUGGGAAGUGCAACAACACAAGGGCCUAUCACCCAAUGGGGAACAAAGCUAAGGGGCUUGCUUUGGCGGGGGCGGGGGUCGUAUUGGUACACACGUAUUGGCCAGGAAGUUGGCUGACAGUAGCUGUAGCCCUCCUCUUUCCAGGCUUGCUCUGGUCGGCCAGAGGCUGUGUGACAGGACCGCUGAGCAGCACAGUAACCCAGGCCAGUGUAAAAAUGAAACGGAUCCACUCUAUUAUUCGCCGUGAUCUAAUGGGAAGAACUCUGAAAGGAUCAUGCAGAUCAAAGGGGCAACUAGAAUGAGCAAAAGAAGAGCCUUGUGACACCUCCGAAAGGAACAAAUUUAUUGUAGCAUAAACUUAAAUGGAUAAUAAAUUUGUUGCUCUUUACCUACCUCAAUAAUGGCCGUUUUCACCACAGCAGGCUUAACACAGUGGCCCUUUUGAAAUUGUCAAAAUGAUCAAGGGCCUGGGGAAAGAUCCAGGAGGGAAUUCCUUCACGUCUCACCGGUGGGUUUCGCCUGGGCUGGUCGGGCAUGCGUGGGCAGCGCGCAGGAAGGGAAGGGCCCUGCCCUGAGGCCACCUAACAGCAGCACAGCUGUCUGGCACCUCUGGCUCCGAAAGCAGGCCAGCCGCCUCUGUUCCUGGGAGCGGGAGCAAGCGCCUCAUAAGAGGGUGUGCGCCUCCGGCUUGAUGGCAGCGCCUGCCUGCACCAGCUCCCUUGCAAGCGGCUGCACGUGAGCCCACGACCCACGAGGAGGAGGAGGAGGGGCGGCGGCCAAUGAAGCAACCUGUCACCUGUUUCCUUGUGCAAUAUUCCAGAGUGUGUUGGGCAACAAUAAAAGGUCUUCCAUGGGUACCUGAAACUC